AUUAGGUAUCAUUGAUCACGGUUGACGGAGGGCUGCGUGGCGGUGGAUUCCCAAGAUAGAAGACGGGACGCACAAGACGCAAAUCCAUCUAAGCAGCCAGUUGUCCGCGACCCCGUGAUUGGCUAGCGACAAUGCGAUGCUGUGCGUGCGCCCCGUGUGUGUUGUACGUGCCGACUGUGUGCGUCUGUACGUGAUAUGUGUGUGUGUGUGUGUGUGUGUGUGUGUGUGCACUUCUCGUCCCUCGUAACCGCGAGCUGCGAAAGCUGCGCCUCGGCAGGGUUGCGCGGCUCCGCGCGGACCUCACCAGCCAGGGACAAACGUCGACAAAAGAGCAAAACACCAAGAGGGGGGGGCGAGCGACGAGCGCGACGGGAUUGGGCAGACGGCGCCCUAGAAGCCCAGACAGACGCCGGCCAGCGGUGUGUUUCAGCUGCGAAGAUGUCCUCGGCCUGUCCCGCAGAAAGAUGGGUUCGCCAUGCAAGCGCUAGAUGGAGCCGCAUCCGAAGGAGGGGAGAAUCGUCGUUGUGCUAGGCGGCAUGUGCCUCGAGACAGAGAGAGAGAGUACCGCGUGCUCGCGGGAUCUUACGAGGUGGCGAUAUAUGCGAGAUUGCCGGUCGGGCUUCUGCCAAGGUCUGCG
Durotheca rogersii is the source of this 637-nucleotide messenger RNA. RefSeq lists its product as uncharacterized. The record is from RefSeq and is a predicted model, not a curated record. Bases 196 to 531 code for a protein of 111 amino acids. NCBI's taxonomy places the organism in Eukaryota, Fungi, Ascomycota, Sordariomycetes, Xylariales, Xylariaceae. The transcript is spliced from 2 exons.